GUCACAAGAGGGGAGGGACUUAUCCAAUGAGAAGGCCGUUUGUUACGAAGCGACAUCAUCUCUUCCGCAUUUGCCGGUACAAACAACAUAAGCAAAAACAUGGAUGUGGAGAGUGGUAUUUGUCAGCGAAACGGGGACUCUGGUCCUAGUGAGUUCGGCGUUAAGAUCCCCGAGAGGAUGCUGAAACGGGAACAGGAUAGGCUCGAGGACGUGGAGAGAAAGAAAGAUGAGAAAAAUAGCCAGUCUGUCACGGAGGAGAAGAGUGGGUUCUUCACCGCGACGUUCGGCAGCGAAAGGGCGGCUAUCGAGAAGUUACUGGCUGGCUGCUCCGGGGCUACUGACCGCGCCCUGGCCACCCAAACCUUAGAGGAGGUGACUACUAAAGCACAACAGCUCCAGAAGUUUCUUAACGAUAGCAUGGUGUUUUUACCGCAGUACGAGCUGAGACAGGCACAGAUGGCGCUCCAGAAACUACAGAACUCUCUUGCCGAGAAGAGAGACGAGAUUAUCCCCAAGAAGAAGUUCUCCUUUAGGUCGCGCGCAGCAAAUGCACCCAAAGUAGAUCCACCUGUCGCGAACCCAGCGCCACCUGUAACGCCUAAGGAUUCUGGCCGAACUAAAGUGGACGGAGCCAUAAGCCCCCCAGAGCAGUGCGGCUUCUCCCACUUUGAGUGCCAGGUGCUGACCAAGUCAGGUGAGGAGAUCAAACAACAGGAUGUUCUCCUGACCCACCUGACCAAUUGCAAGGUCAGACUCCUGGGCUCCCCCAGCACCGUCCACAUCAAACACGUCCAGAACUGUGAGAUCUUCUCAGGGCCGGUCUCCAGCUCUGUAUUCGUGGACCACUGCACUGGCAGCACCCUCUCCUUCCCCUGUCAGCAGCUACGGACGCACCACACCACCGACACACAGGUCUAUCUGCACGUCACCAGCCGCGCCAUCAUAGAAGACUGUCAAGGGGUGCGCUUCGCCCCUUUUGCCUGGUCCUACACAGGUCUGGACCAGGACUUUAAGGUGUCUGGUCUGGACCGGGACAGGAACAACUGGAACCAGGUGGAUGAUUUUAACUGGCUGGCCAUAGGGACCCAAUCACCUAACUGGUCUGUCAUCCCAGAAGCUGAGAGAAGAACUGAAUGGGACUCCUAGAGACAUAAAGAAAGAAAGAGCCUUUCAGUCAAACAAAUGAAUAGUGUUUUCUUAUUUUCUAGAUUUUAUGCAGUUGACUUCACAACAACAAUCACUCAGCCCUGAUGGUGACAAAGCCUUAUGCUACUUUGCUUUUCAUAUGAUUUAAUGCUGAUGGGUUAUUUCAUAAUGUCCUGACAGGGUAAUAUUGUCAUGUCGUUCAUGCUGCCUGAAAGCUUUUAAAUAUUUACUCACAGGGAGAAAAGGUUUACGCAUUACUGAUUUCUCACAA
Messenger RNA from Coregonus clupeaformis (lake whitefish), 1417 nucleotides. RefSeq names its product tubulin-specific chaperone C-like. NCBI's taxonomy places the organism in Eukaryota, Metazoa, Chordata, Actinopteri, Salmoniformes, Salmonidae. Gene Ontology annotation, biological process: tubulin complex assembly; post-chaperonin tubulin folding pathway. The transcript has 2 exons. Gene Ontology annotation, molecular function: tubulin binding. Gene Ontology annotation, cellular component: cytoplasm. The record is from RefSeq and is a predicted model, not a curated record. Bases 100 to 1146 code for a protein of 348 amino acids.